CCCGUCCCGGCGCGCCCUCUCCAGGAAGUUAGAGCCCCGCGAGGCGCUGCAAUAGCCGCAGCUGCCGGCGCCCUGCGCCCCCCCAGCGCCCACCAUGCGGCCGCUCUUCCUGCUGUGGGGCUGUCUGGUGCUCCCAGGCUAUGGAGCCCUGGUGGGUCCAAAGGAGAUCAGCGGGUUCGAAGGGGACACGGUGUCCCUGCGCUGCACCUACGGGGACAAGCUGAAGAAGUUCCACAAAUAUUGGUGCCGGGGUGUGGGCUACCUGCUGAACCGCUGCUCUGGCACAGUCUACGCGACCCCAGAUGGCCGGGAGACGACGGUGGGCAAGGUGUCCAUCCAGGACAGCCGUCACGAGCGCACGCUCAAAAUAACCCUACGGGGAAUCAGCCUGCAGGACGCGGGGAAGUACUGGUGCGGGGUCCAGAAGCUGGGCCUCGACGACAGCGUCCCCAUCUCUCUGCUGGUCUUCCCAGGGACCUCCCGCCCCACCGCCAGACUGGACGACCCCUCGGCGGAGGACCCCCGCCAGGUCCCCAGCAGCAGCGGCAGCUCCAAGCCCAGGACACUGGUGCCCACGGCCCGCAUGCUGGCGCCGGUGCUGGUGCUGCUGUCUCUGCUCCUGGCCACGGGCCUGGCCGCGCUCGCCCGCUGCAUGUUCCACUGGAGGAAGGAAGCCGUGCUGGAGGACUCACCAAAGGACACGGAUGAGAAAGUGCAGCUGUCACACAUGACGCUGGGGAACAGCUGGGGCCCAGAGUGCGCCGUGAUCAACCUGGCAGGGCCCACCGAGCCCGACUCCAGCCCCCCGCCCAACGCCCGCCCCUACACGGAGGGACAGCCCCUGAACCAGACUUCAGAGGAAGACCAAGCCACUCCGCUGGACUCUCAGGGGGACCUGGCACCCGGGGGUCCCCUCCAAGUGCCCGGGGAAGAGUCAGGCUUCGUCCCUGUGUAGGCCCCGAGGGGCCUCCGGGCCAGGCCAUCCAUGAACCAACCCACUGGAAUAAGCUUGUGGCUGCAGCCUCCGAGUUCACCCAUCCGUGAUCGGGAGCGCACCUCCUCCUUCUGCUUGUCCCCCACCUGAUCUGGAAGCUUCUGUCAGCCUUGGAUUCCCGGGACUAGCGGGAGAAAAAGGCUUCCCCGGCUGGGUGCUCCUUGAUCGGCUGGGGCCCGGGGGGUCUGGCCUGAGUUUUCAUCAGCGACAGGAAGUCCCUCCUCCGUCCCUCUCGACCCCACCUCCUCCUCCCUCCCACCACCCCAGAGUCACACCCUGUUGUCUUGCCUCAACUGCUGGCUUCGCCAAAAAGGGGGUUUCUGGAAGGAGGGGCUGUGAGCUGCUCUGACAUGCACUCCGGGACCAGGCAUGUAGUGUGGCGGGGAGAGACCUCAUGUCUCACCUGCACGAGCCCUGGGUUUGAUCCCUGUCCCCGUCCCCUCAGAUAGGAUUCCUGGACCUCACUGAAAUCAACUCUGGGCCCAGGAAUCUUCGCUUCUGACAAAUGCCCUCAUGAUUCCAGAACUCGAUUCUGAGACCCAGUGAGUCUCAGGCCUCCCUGCUUCUUUGGUGCAAGGGGUCCCCCCACCCUACCCCCCAAUCCACCCAGGACUGCUCUGCCCAGGACACCGGGACCCAGCCUGGGCGGCCACAAGCACACACACACUGCACACACUGGGAAGGCUAAUCCCGGACUGCAGGGGGCGCUCAGGCGCUCACCUCCCACCAGCUGCCCUCGGGUGAGGGUGAAGGGCUGGGGUCAGGAGUCCACGGCAAAAGGGAGGAGGGGGCUCACCUUGCACACAAUCUCCCUAGGUUCGAUCCUCGGCAUCCCAUAUGGUCCCCAGAGCACCACCAAGAUCAGAGUGGCCCCUGAGCACAGAGCCAGGAGUAACCCCUGAGUAUGGUUGGGUGUGACCCCAGAAGAGGGAGGAGGCAGGGGAACCCCAAGUCUGAUGGCCCGGGUGGGGUAGAGGUAGAAGACCUAGACUCCUGCAGGUGGGGGAGGGAGCAACACCUCCGGUGUCACCUGUAGGGCGCCAAUACUCAGACAUUGUUCUUGCCAUUUGUUUCUGUUUUUUUCUCAGCAUCAGUGGUUCAAGUUCUCUUACCGACUACGUUGUAGCUAUAAUAUAGCUCCUGCUCUUGCACCUGAAUUUUGUUCUGUUUCUUUGCCGCCAUUUUUUUUUCCACAACACCCUUUGCUAAUAUUCUCCAGAUUAUAUUGUACCUAGAGCGUAGCUCUG
Molecule: messenger RNA, 2241 nt
Organism: Sorex araneus (European shrew)
Lineage: Eukaryota; Metazoa; Chordata; Mammalia; Eulipotyphla; Soricidae
Gene: CD300LG
Product: CD300 molecule like family member g
Exons: 7
Coding region: 95-955 (286 amino acids)
Cellular component (GO): plasma membrane
Molecular function (GO): transmembrane signaling receptor activity
Source: RefSeq, a predicted model, not a curated record